AUGUUUCAGGUCGUGUUAACAUUCAGGUAACUGUAGACUGAACAACUCAGUUUGGGUGUCUAAUGUAAAUUAAAGCCAAAGUGAAGUUUUCCUCAGUAUUAUAAAAGCUUGGAAACUGUAAAAUCUAAUUACUUUUCAAUGUGGUUCUUAACAGGUGAAAACAGAAGUAGUGCAGAGGCAGCUCAUGAGAAUGGAACAGAUAACGUGCAUUGGCUUAGGGGACACCUGUGAUAGAAUGGACUCACGAAGAAUUAUUCUCUGACUAUCCCCACAGGAUGGAAGAACUUAGUGUUAUCCAGCAUUCCUGCUGAGUAUAUCACUUACUGCCACUUCUGAUCCUUGAAGAGAGAUUUAUCGCUUCCUGUGGCAAUACUGAAUACUCAAAAGUUUCACUGGUACGACUCAUCUGUUCUGUUCCAGAGGGUGUUCUGACCUCAAGAGCUGCAUGAAGAAUAGCCAGCAUGAAGAGAACAAAUCAGUCCAGGCAGAAGUGCAGAAGCAACAAGAACAUAAAUCAGGAAGGUGAAAUGGAAGGUGAGGCAGUCGAAGCUAUUGUGGAGGAAUCAGAAACUUUCAUUAAGGGAAAAGAGAGGAAAACCUAUCAAAGGCGCCGUGAAGGCGGGCAAGAGGAUGAUGCUUGUCAUCUACCGCCAAACCAAGCAGAUGGAGGUGAAGUAGUGCAGGACGUCAGCAGUGGGGUGCAGAUGGUGAUGAUGGAUCAGCUGGAUCCAACUCUUCUUCAAAUGAAGACUGAAGUAAUGGAAGGUGCAGUGCCUCAAGAAACUGAGGCUACAGUGGAUGACACACAGAUCAUAACACUUCAGGUUGUUAAUAUGGAAGAGCAGCCUAUAAACCUUGGUGAGCUUCAGCUGGUCCAAGUACCUGUACCAGUGACUGUACCUGUUGCCACCACGUCUGUGGAAGAACUGCAGGGAGCUUAUGAAAAUGAGGUUUCCAAAGCAGGCCUGCAAGAGGGGGAGCCCAUGAUCUGUCACACCCUCCCUUUACCAGAAGGCUUCCAAGUAGUGAAAGUGGGUGCAAAUGGUGAGGUGGAGACACUGGAACAAGGUGAUCUUCAGCCACAGGAAGAUCCCAAUUGGCAAAAAGAUCCAGACUAUCAACCACCAGCCAAAAAAACAAAGAAAAACAAAAAGAGUAAGCUUCGCUACACUGAGGAAGGCAAGGAUGUGGAUGUGUCUGUGUAUGACUUUGAAGAGGAGCAGCAGGAGGGUUUGUUGUCCGAGGUUAAUGCAGAAAAGGUGGUGGGCAAUAUGAAGCCACCUAAACCAACAAAAAUUAAAAAGAAAGGUGUAAAGAAGACAUUCCAGUGUGAACUGUGCAGUUACACUUGUCCCCGUCGUUCCAACCUGGACCGCCACAUGAAAAGCCACACCGAUGAAAGACCACACAAGUGCCAUCUCUGUGGCAGGGCUUUCCGGACAGUCACGUUGCUGAGGAACCACCUCAACACUCACACAGGUACUCGCCCUCACAAGUGCCCAGACUGCGACAUGGCCUUUGUGACCAGUGGAGAGUUGGUUCGGCAUCGCCGCUACAAACAUACCCACGAGAAACCCUUCAAGUGUUCCAUGUGUGAUUAUGCCAGUGUGGAGGUUAGCAAAUUGAAACGCCACAUUCGUUCUCACACUGGAGAGCGCCCGUUCCAGUGCAGCUUGUGCAGCUAUGCCAGCAGGGACACCUACAAACUGAAGAGGCACAUGAGGACCCACUCCGGAGAGAAGCCAUAUGAAUGUUACAUCUGCCACGCUCGCUUCACUCAGAGCGGUACCAUGAAGAUGCACAUUUUGCAGAAGCACACGGAGAAUGUGGCCAAAUUCCACUGUCCUCACUGUGAUACUGUCAUAGCGAGAAAGAGUGACUUGGGUGUCCACUUGCGGAAGCAGCAUUCCUACAUCGAGCAGGGCAAGAAGUGCCGCUACUGCGACGCCGUGUUCCACGAGCGGUAUGCCCUCAUCCAGCACCAGAAGUCCCACAAGAACGAGAAGCGCUUCAAGUGUGACCAGUGUGAUUAUGCGUGCAGACAGGAGCGACACAUGGUCAUGCACAAACGGACCCACACUGGAGAAAAGCCUUAUGCCUGUAGCCAUUGUGACAAAACCUUCCGCCAGAAGCAGCUCCUCGACAUGCACUUCAAACGAUACCACGAUCCCACCUUUGUCCCUGCUGCCUUUGUCUGUUCCAAGUGCGGCAAAACGUUCACUCGCAGGAACACAAUGGCCAGACAUGCUGAUAACUGCUCUGGCCUAGAUGGUGGGGAAGGAGAGAAUGGAGGAGAGACAAAGAAGGGCAAACGUGGCCGAAAGAGAAAGAUGCGGUCUAAGAAAGAAGAUUCCUCUGAUAGUGAGGAAAAUGCUGAACCAGAUUUGGAUGAUAAUGAAGAUGAGGAGGAGACCGCAGUAGAAAUUGAGGCUGAACCAGAAGUUGAGCAAGAGGCUCCUGCACCACCUCCCAGUAAGAAACGAAGAGGAAGACCACCAGGCAAAGCUGCCACCCAACCAAAACAAUCCCAGCCUGCAGCAAUCAUUCAGGUUGAAGACCAGCACACUGGUGAAAUUGAAAAUAUUAUAGUUGAAGUGAAGAAAGAACCUGAUGCAGAAACAGCAGAGGAAGAGGAGGAAGCUCAGCCUCCUGUAGUGGAAGCUCCCAAUGGAGACCUCACCCCUGAGAUGAUUCUCAGCAUGAUGGACCGGUGAUGGAGGAAGACCACGCUGGCUGACUGAACUGGCCUGGGCUGUGUUUAAGCGGCUCAAAUCUAUUUUUCCUUUUAUCUUUUUUCUUGGCUUUGGGAAAUGCAUCAUUUUAGACCAUUUUACCAAACAUACUGGGAAAAAAAAAAAAAAACUAUGUUAGAAUGUGAUUUAACUAGAACUUGCUGUUUUAUGUUAGCAUUACAGGAUCAUGGAACAUUAGGAAAUAUUUUGGAGUCCUUGAGGGUUUCCUGUGAGAUGCUUGAUUUUAGUUUUGCUCUGAACUUGCAUUGUAAAGCUGGUCCAAGGGCCGUGUUUACAUGCACCAAGUUUUAAUAUACAUAAAGCGGAAGCCUUGACUAAAGUAUGUGGAAAACCACUCCGGACUUGCCCUUCCAGUUCCCAGAGUCCUUGAGCCUCUUCUCUCAGUAGUGUUUUUAACUGUAAAUGCAGACUUGGGAGGGUUCUAGACUUUUGAAAUGUUUUUUGGUUGUUUUUUUUGGUUGUUUUUUUUUUGCUUUUUCCCACUGACUAGCUCUGAUUCUCCAAGUCAGCUGCACACGGUAGUUUUGGCAUGCUCCAACUGGUUUCUGUCCUUAAUAUGCUUUGCUUUCUGCAAAGCAUUUCUGUAAUGGUCAAGCUUGUAAAUAACUUUUUUUUUUUUUUUUUUUUUUACAUUUUAAUCUUUUUCCAUUAAUUAAGAGGUAUGCGAAAAUGCAGUUUAAAGAAACCCCACUAUUUUAAUUCCUUUCAAACUAAGCAA
Molecule: messenger RNA, 3471 nt
Organism: Corapipo altera (White-ruffed manakin)
Lineage: Eukaryota; Metazoa; Chordata; Aves; Passeriformes; Pipridae
Gene: CTCF
Product: CCCTC-binding factor
Exons: 13
Coding region: 462-2714 (750 amino acids)
Biological process (GO): regulation of transcription by RNA polymerase II
Cellular component (GO): nucleus
Molecular function (GO): DNA-binding transcription factor activity, RNA polymerase II-specific; RNA polymerase II transcription regulatory region sequence-specific DNA binding
Source: RefSeq, a predicted model, not a curated record